Molecule: messenger RNA, 1938 nt
Organism: Megalops cyprinoides (Indo-Pacific tarpon)
Lineage: Eukaryota; Metazoa; Chordata; Actinopteri; Elopiformes; Megalopidae
Gene: p4ha3
Product: prolyl 4-hydroxylase, alpha polypeptide III
Exons: 13
Coding region: 162-1856 (564 amino acids)
Biological process (GO): peptidyl-proline hydroxylation to 4-hydroxy-L-proline
Cellular component (GO): endoplasmic reticulum
Molecular function (GO): protein binding; iron ion binding; L-ascorbic acid binding
Source: RefSeq, a predicted model, not a curated record
ACUACAACUGAGCAAGUGGGUGCAGUGUCUUGUACAACUUUGGUUAAUGCGCAAGGGAACAUGUCAUCAGCGCGUUUGCCGGGUUUAGGAUUUACGCUGGCUGGAAACAAGCUGCGGUGAGAAAUACCGAGACACACAAUUACGGUUUACAUUAAACUUUAAUGAAAGCGUCACGUUCGUUUUUUAAAAUGACGUCGAGGAUAUCACUUCUCUCGGGUAAGAUAUCGGUCGAUAUAAGACUCAUCUCGGUAUGGUCCGUGAUCAAUUUAAUCGUUCUACCACCGUCGUUUGGUGAAAUGUAUACCUCUGUGAGGAACAUCCAGCAGUCUAUUUCUGUGGAAAGAAAACUUCUAAACCAUUUAAAAACAUAUAUCGAGGACGAAACCCUACGGCUUGAUGACAUCAAAAGAUUCUAUGCAAAGGUUUCGGACUUGCACAAUAACGUGUACAACAGUCCAGAGACUGCAAUGGCCAAUCCCCUGGUAGCGUUCACACUGAUCAAGCGGCUGCAGUCCGAGUGGAUGAAUGUGGUCUACAGCAACGAGGGCAAAGAGAAUGCCCAAGCCUUCAGGGCUGGCUACGAGAAAGAGGAAGGCGGCCUGCCCAAAUUUGAGGAUCUCCAAGGUGCAGCCAAAGGGCUGAUGAGGCUGCAGGAUGUCUACGCCCUCCGUGUGGACGGGCUCGUGAACGGCCACUUCCAAACCGUGACCGACGGCAACCUCGUGGACAUUUACAGGCCGGCUGUGUCCAUGCCUCUCUCCGGAGAUGACUGCUUCCUGGUAGGGAAGGUCGCCUACGAGCUUGAGGAUUACUACCACUCUGUGCAGUGGCUGGAGGAAGCGGCCCGGCUUUUCCGUGGGACAGGUGGGGAGUGGAUUCCCGAAAAUGAGGGAACUCUGGAAGACACCUUGGACCACCUGGCUUUCUCCCACUUCAAGGCAGGAAAUGUGUCCUAUGCAUUGAGUCUCUCUCUGGAGCUGCUGCGCUAUGACCCCUCAAACAGAAGGGUUUUAAGGAAUGUGGAGAAGUACGAGAAGCUCCUGGACGCGCCUCCAUCCCCGGACAGGCCCGAAAUUGUGCUGCAGAGACCCAACUCCACCUACCUGAGGACCAGAAACACCUACGAGGGGCUCUGCCAAACACAGGGCUCACAGCCAAAGCAUUAUGAAAACCCCAGGCUGUUCUGCGACUAUUUCACCAAUGGCAGCCCAAACCUCCUCCUGCAGCCAAUGAGAAGAGAGGUUGUGAGCAUCCAGCCCUAUGUGGUUCUGUACCACAACUUUGUCACCAGUGCAGAGGCAGAGAGCAUCAGGGACCUCGCUCAGCCUUGGCUGAGAAGAUCAGUUGUAGCAUCAGGAGAAAAACAGGCCACAGCAGAGUAUCGCAUCAGCAAGAGUGCGUGGUUAAAGGAGACAGCGCACCCUGUAGUCUGGAAGGUAGACCAACGCAUCACCGCACUGACAGGCCUGAACCUACAGCCACCGUAUGCAGAGUACCUCCAGGUGGUGAACUAUGGGAUUGGUGGCCAUUAUGAACCUCACUUCGACCAUGCCACGUCUGCCUCAAGUCCUCUGUACAAACUCAAAACAGGAAAUCGAGUGGCAACAUUUAUGAUUUACCUCAGCUCCGUGGAGGCAGGUGGAUCCACGGCGUUCAUCUACGCCAACUUCAGCGUUCCCGUCGUGGAGAAUGCUGCCCUCUUCUGGUGGAACCUGCACAGGAACGGGCAGGGGAACGGGGACACGCUGCAUGCUGGCUGCCCUGUCUUGGUUGGGGACAAAUGGGUGGCCAACAAAUGGGUGCACGAGCACGGGCAGGAGUUCCAGAGGCGCUGCAGCCCCAACCCGGAGGAGUGAGAGGAGGGGAGACAGCGGCAGCCUGGACCGCUUGGAGUACAAGAGCCAGCCUCCACAAUGGAGCGGCGGCGGGAGAGAAGGA